ACUCCUCAGGCACAGACAGAAACGCUCUAAAACCGGAAUUGACCGAAAAGCCCAUGCUCUCCCCCACUCUUUCUCCCUCUCUAAGCUUUCAGAUUGCGCUCCUUUCCAAAAUCUCAAAACCUACGGUCCUCGAUCGGAAUUUCACUCCGGCCUCGCCGGAAACAUCUCGGCACUGGAUACAGAUUCUAGAGAGGGAGAAAGACUGUCGCGAUUCUCAGAAAUGGUGGCGCUCAUUUGACUAGACCGUCAGUGCAAGUCUCGAGUAGCAGCAUGGGUUUACCUUUGGGUGGUGAGGGUCCUGCUAUACUGCAGUUGCAAAAAUGGCGGCCCUCUCAGGCCCAUCUGAACCUGUCAGAAUUUCGUGAAGCUUUCAUUUCUCCUACAAGACAGUUAUUGUUAUUGCUUUCGUAUCAGUGUGAAGCUAUGUUGCUUCCGCUUAUUACCGGGGACUCUAUAAGUCGUAAUGGUUUUGACGGUAGGAAAUGCACAUCUGAGUCAGUUGUGGAUUUUGAUCAUGAUUUUUCUCUUGAAUCAAGAUCUAUUUGUCAUACUUUUCUUGGUGAUGUGAACUCACUGGCUUGGGGUAUAUGCGGUGAUACCUAUAAUCAGCACAAGGAUACUUCAUUUAGAGAACUUCUAUUUAUAUCUGGCAGCCAUGGUGUUACUGUCCAUACUUUUUGUGAACCCAAUAGAGGCAGUGCAAUGGCUAGAACCGCACCAGAGGGUGAUUUUGGGCAAGGGAGGUGGGUGGAAUGGGGGCCUUCUGCUACACUAGCUUCACAUAUGGAGGUGCAGGAACCUUCCAUCUUAUGUUGUGAACCCCCUGGAAAUGUUGUAGAUGUAAACACAGCCAAUGGAACUAGUGAAAUUCCACAAAAUACUUCUGAAGUAGGUGAUGAUUUGUCAAGAGGAGUUGCUUCUAAGAAAUGGUUGCAAUCUUUUUUUGUUAAAGUUGAAACUAUCAAAUCUGAUGAUACUGUAUGGACCAGGUUCCCAGAUAAAUCAUCAAUUCCUUGCUCUGCAGAGGUUGUUUCAUUCAGCCUUUUCAAUAGUAACUUACCACUUCUCGACUUCUAUAACAAAGGAAACUCUGAGUCAAAUAAGGAGAACUGGCAGGAAACAGUUCCUGAUUCAGCAAAUUAUACAUUUAUGAAGUCGAAUUCGGCAUCACCUGUUUCAAAUUUGAAGUCUGAUGUUUUGUCCAAUGUUUUCGGUUUUGGAGUGAAUGAUUUAUACAAGUGCUCCAGGGUGUUCUCUAGCAAUUCACAUCACUUAAUUGGAUUCGUUUUAACAUUGGUGGAUGCUGUUACUGUUAAUACUAGCAAUGAAAGUGAAAGUAGCUGGAGCAACAAUUUACUUCUUGUUGCUAGGUUAGAGAGUUGGGGAAUCCAGUGGGUUUCCUCGGUAAAGCUUGAAGAAAGUCUAAACAUAGGUCCAGUGGUUGAGUGGGCUGACUUCCGCUUUUCUGAUAACCUUCUUGUUUGUCUUAAUGCAUCUGGCUUAAUCUUUUUUUAUGCUGCAAUGUCUGGUGAUUAUGUUGCAUGUAUAGAUGUUUUACAAACAUGUGGACUUAAUCCUCAAUCAGCUUUCCUGGAGAAAGAAAAGAUUUCUGCGGGAAUACAUAUUAAAAAAGUUGAUGAAGUUCGUGAGAAGUCAACUUAUCAACAUGCUGGUUUUUCUGGUAGAAGAAUGUUUAAAAGGUUGCUUGUUGAUUCACAUACUUCUCUCUUAGCAGUGGCUGAUGAACAUGGUGUAAUAUAUGUAAUUCAUGCCGGAGACUAUAUGCCAGACAAGUAUUAUAAAUCUGAGAAAUUGCUUCCACAUUUUCAGCAUUUGGGACUUGGUAUGUCGGUUGGUGGUUCUGAUAUUGGCACCCAAAGGGUGUAUUCUAGUUAUUCUGGUCAUCUUAAAUCUAAUAUGUUAUCCAUGAUGGGUGGGAGUCUUUCCUUUUCAGGUAAUAUUGGAAGUAAUGUACCUCCAAAAAUCCGAGACUUGAACCUUCAAGGAAAGAGGAACCAGUAUGACUUAAGUUUAAGUGGCUUUUCUGCUGCUUCGAAGACGACAGAUCAGAGGUUUCAUGAUUCUGAUGUACCAUCACACAGUUUGCGAAAAAUAUUUCUUUCCACAUAUAGAUUUAAUGAGGACGAUUGUAUCUGUUUUUCUCCUCUGGGAAUUACUCGGUUCGUUAGAAAACACCAUAUGAAGAAUCAAAAGGGUUCUCAAAUUGUUCAUUUCGAUCUGCAUGCAGAGUUGGCAGUUCGUGAUGACAGCUGCUUGAAUGGGUAUGAAAUGUUUUUUCUCCAAGGUAGGAAGGAAUCAUUUGUUGGAGAAGCAGUUGGUUGCACUUUUGGAGGAUGUUUUUAUUUGGUGACAGAAGGUGGUCUUUCAGUGGUUCUUCCCUCUAUUUCAAUUUCAUCUAAUUUCCUUCCUGUUGAGACCAUUGGGUAUCGGCAGCCAAUUAUCGGUAGAGGCAUUGGAUGUCAAGUUAGGGACACAUUGGAAAUUAAUGAAUCAAAACAGCGCUGCCCACCGUGGAAACUUGAAGUUUUGGACAGAGUUCUUCUGUAUGAAAGUCCUGAAGAGGCAGAUCACUUAUGUUUGGAAAAUGGGUGGGACCUAAAACUUUCGCGGAUGCGUCGGUUGCAAAUAGAGUUGGACUACUUGAAAUUUGAAGAAAUAGAGGGAUCUCUAGAAAAGCUUGUGGGUGUAAAUCUCGCUGAAGAGGGAAUUUUAAGAUUGCUCUUUGCUGCAGUUUAUCUGAUGCUCUGUAAAUCUGCCAGUGAUAGUGAGGUUUCUGCUGCAUCAAGGCUUCUCGCAUUGGCCACCUGCUUCGCGACCAAAAUGAUUCGUAGAUAUGGAUUACAACAGCACAGGGAAGAUGCUUACAUAUUGCAGGGCUUUAGUAGGACUCACAUACUUUCUCUUCCACCAGUUAGACCAGACAAAGUACACAAAGAUCAGGGAAAUUCAAGAAGGCUUAGUGAGAUGGCUCACUUUCUAGAGGUUGUUCGAAAUCUGCAAUAUCGACUUAGUUCAAAAUUCAAGAGGCCUGGUCAAGGAUUGGUGGAUGGUAGGGAAGCAUCAAGUUUGGUGGAUAUGGAUUUAACCCAGGAUGAAUGUCGUCUUUCUAAUCUUUCAACAGAUGCUGUAUCAUUAGAGACAGCAAACCAACUUGAAAUUUCGUUUCCUGUGUCCUCAGACUCCAUCACUACUGAGAACCUUGCUUUGAUGCCUGUGGAUGCUGACUCCCAUUUGGACCCAGAGGAUUUGAGUGAAGUUUCUGCUCUUGUGCCGCAAGGGGUAGUGCUGGAAAAAAAAGUUCUCCCCUUAGAAAAUCCAAAGGAGAUGAUUGCACGGUGGAGGCUAGAUAAUUUGGACCUUAAAACUGUGGUCAAAGAUGCAUUACUCUCUGGUCGUCUUCCUUUGGCAGUUCUUCAACUGCAUCUUCAUCAUUCAAGUGGUUUAGUCGCUGACAAAGAGCCUGUUGAUUCUUUCACUGAAGUUCGUGACAUUGGAAGAGCUAUUGCUUAUGACCUAUUUUUGAAGGGUGAAACUGGACUUGCUGUAGCUACACUGCAAAGGCUUGGAGAGGACAUUGAAACCAACCUCAGGCAGUUAUUGUUUGGCACUGUAAGAAGAUCUCUUCGAGCAGAAAUUGCUGUGGAGAUGAAAAAAUUUGGUUACUUGGGACCAUAUGAGUGGAAGAUAUUAGAUAGUAUAUCAAUCAUUGAGAGGCUCUACCCAAGCAGUAGCUUCUGGAAAACAUUUCUUGGCCGACAGAAAGAAUUCGUGAGAACUUCAUCAAGUUCAAAUUCACCAGGGGGACUUUAUCUGCACCUAUUGCAUUCACAUUUGUUUGACAAUCUGAUAAUUGAGUGUGGUGAGAUUGAUGGAGUUGUUUUAGGUUCAUGGACAAACGUCAAUCUGGGCUCUUCUGUUCCUGUGGUUGAUGAAGAUAAUGCUCAUGCUGGAUACUGGGCGGCUGCUGGUAUCUGGUCAAAUACAUGGGAUCAAAGAACCAUUGAUCGUAUACUACUGGAUCAAUCUUUUCUUAUGGGUGUUAAUGUAUUAUGGGAAUCUCAACUUGAGUACCAUGUAUGCCGUAAUGACUGGGAAGAAGUCUCUAAACUCUUGGACCUUGUUCCUACAUCUAUUUUAUCAGAUGGAAACCUCCAAGUCAGUUUAGACAGUUUGCAGCCUGCUUCAACUGUUGGGUACAAUAGGGAGCCUGCUGAUUAUGGCAAUUACUUAUGUUCUCUUGAAGAACUGGAUGCCGUGUGCAUGGACAUCCCGGACGUCAAAAUUUUCAGGUUUUCGGCCAAUAUAAUGUGCUCCAUCUGGUUAAGGUUGCUUAUGGAGGAGAAGCUUGCAAGGAAGUUCAUUUUUAUGAAGGAAUACUGGGAAGGCACAGCAGAGAUAGUAUCUCUUUUGGCCCGUUCAGGCUUCAUCACUAUUGGAUACAAACAUCCUUUUGAGGAUGAUCACAUCAAGAGUUCAUCAGAUCUAAAAUUCUCAGAUAGUGGUGGACCAUCUCAUGUUGACACUGUGAAAGCUUUGCAUAAAUUAUUUGUACAUCACUGUGCUCAAAACAACUUGCCAAAUCUUCUGGACCUUUAUCUUGACCAUCACAAGCUGGUUCUAGAUAAUGAGUCACUUAUUUCAUUACAGGAUGCUGCAGGAGAUUGUCAGUGGGCAAGAUGGUUGCUCUUAUCAAGAGUUAGGGGGCGUGAAUAUGAUGCCUCACUUUCUAAUGCUCGUUCCAUAAUGUCACGUAAUUUAGUUCCUGGAAGUAGUCUCAGUGUUCUAGAGAUAGACGAAAUAAUUCAUACUGUUGAUGACAUAGCUGAAGGAGGGGGGGAGAUGGCAGCUCUAGCAACCCUAAUGUAUGCCCCAGCACCAAUUCAAAGUUGUCUGAGUUCUGGUAGUGUAAACCGGUACAGUAGCUCCUCUGCCCAAUGCACCUUGGAGAAUCUUAGACCGACCCUUCAGCGGUUCCCUACAUUGUGGCGUACGCUUGUAGCUGCAUGUUUUGGACAAGAUGCAGCUUGCAACGUUGUGGGCCUCAAAGCAAAAACUGCUUUAUCUGACUAUCUAAAAUGGCGUGAGAACAUCUUCUUCUCUGCUGGACGUGAUACUUCACUUCUACAAAUGCUGCCAUGCUGGUUUCCUAAGGCUGUGAGAAGAUUGAUUCAGCUUUAUGUCCAGGGUCCUCUUGGAUGGCAAUCACUUUCAGGUCUGCCUAUAGGAGAAUCUCUGCUAGAUAGAGACACUGAUUUUUUCAUAAAUGCUGAUGAAAAUGCUGAGAUCAGUGCAAUCUCCUGGGAAGCAACCAUCCAAAAGCACAUUGAAGAGGAGCUCUAUGAUUCUUCACUUAGGGAAACUGGACUUGGACUUGAGCAUCACUUGCAUCGUGGGCGUGCACUGGCAGCUUUCAACCAUCUUCUUGCUGCUAGAGUUCAAAAAUUGAAAUCAGAAGGGCAAGUUGGCGCUUCAGUACAAGGACAAAGUAAUGUUCAAUCAGAUGUGCAAACAUUUCUUGCACCUUUAACACAAAGUGAAGAGUCUCUUCUUGCAUCUGUCAUGCCCCUUGCUGUUAUGCAUUUUGAGGAUUCUGUGUUGGUGGCGUCAUGUGCUUUUCUCCUGGAGCUUUGUGGUUUAUCUGCCAGCAUGCUUGGCAUAGACAUUGCUGCCUUGAGACGGAUAUCUUCCUUUUACAAGUCCUCGGAAAUCAAUGAGAAUCUUAGACAACGUUCACCGAAGGGUUCUGCAUUCCAUGCAGUAUCUCAUGAAAGUGAUUUAGCGGAGUCUCUUGCUCGAGCUCUGGCCGAUGACUAUCUGCACCAGGAUGGUGUUACCAUUACUAAGCCAAAGGGAAUUCCAAAUUCAUUUACUAGCAAACGUCCUUCACGAGCUCUCAUGCUUGUCCUACAGCAUUUGGAAAAGGCUAGUCUGCCAAUGAUGGUUGAUGGAAAUACAUGUGGGUCUUGGCUAUUAAGUGGCAUUGGUAAUGGAAUUGAGUUAAGAUCUCAACAGAAAGCUGCAAGCCAGCAUUGGAAUUUAGUUACAGUUUUUUGUCGGAUGCAUCAGCUACCCUUGAGCACGAAAUACCUUGCUGUAUUAGCAAGAGACAAUGACUGGGUUGGAUUUUUAUCUGAAGCCCAGGUUGGAGGAUACCCUUAUGACACUGUUGUUCAAGUUGCAUCAAAGGAGUUUGGUGAUCCACGUCUCAGAAUUCAUAUAUUAACAGUUUUGAGAGGCAUGCAGUCAAGGAAAAAAACUAGCCCUUCAUCAUAUUCAGAUACUACAGACAAAGGGGGUGAAACUUUCUUUUCAGAUGACAACAUAUGUAUCCCAGUUGAACUCUUUAGAAUUUUAGCCGAGUGUGAGAAGCAGAAAAAUCCUGGAGAGGCCCUUUUGAUGAAAGCAAGGGACUUGUCCUGGUCUAUUCUGGCCAUGAUUGCAUCUUGCUUUCCUGAUGUUUCUCCAUUAUCCUGCUUAACUGUUUGGCUGGAAAUUACUGCUGCAAGGGAAACAUCGUCCAUUAAGGUGAAUGAUAUUGCGUCUCAGAUUGCAGAUCAUGUUGGAGCAGCCGUGGAAGCCAUUAAUUCUCUGCCAGCAGGUGAUAGAGCCCUUACAUUUCAUUACAACCGGUGCAAUCCAAAACGCAGGCGGCUUGUGGAGGCCAAAUCAGUUGAUCCGGUGGCUGCCCCAACAUCAGAUCUUUCAAGUACUUCUAUGAGUGCAACAAUAUUUGUUGCCCAAGGCAUUAUUGCUGAAGAGGAAAGAAAAGUGCAACUUGGUCAACAUAUCAAAGUUUCAGGUGAUUUUGAUGAAGGGCCUGUUUCUCUUUCCAAGAUGGUUGCAGUGCUAUGCGAACAACACUUGUUCCUGCCCUUGCUAAGGGCGUUUGAAAUGUUCCUUCCAUCAUGUUCACUGCUACCUUUCAUCCGUGCUCUUCAGGCAUUUUCACAAAUGCGCCUUUCUGAAGCUUCAGCACAUUUGGGUUCUUUUUCUUCCCGAAUUAAGGAAGAACCUGCAUAUCUACUGGCAAAUAUAGGAAGAGAAGGGCAGGUUGGGACUUCGUGGAUUAGCUCCACCUCCAUAAAAGCUGCCGAUGCUGUGCUUUCAACUUGUCCAUCUCCUUAUGAGAAAAGAUGCUUACUACAACUUCUUGCUUCUACUGACUUUGGUGACGGGGGAUGUGCGGCAACAUACUAUCGACGACUUUAUUGGAAAAUUAAUUUAGCAGAGCCUUCAUUACGCAAAGAUGAUGGUCUACACCUUGGGACUGAGACUUUAGAUGAUGCUUCACUUUUAACAGCACUAGAAGAGAAUGGGCAUUGGGAGCAAGCACGCAACUGGGCCAAGCAGUUGGAGGCCAGUGGGGGAUCUUGGAAAUCUUCUGUUCAUCAUGUUACUGAAACCCAGGCUGAAUCUAUGGUAGCCGAAUGGAAGGAGUUUCUUUGGGAUGUCCCAGAAGAGAGAAUUGCAUUAUGGGGCCACUGCCAGACGCUGUUCAUUAGAUAUUCCUUCCCUGCUUUACAGGCUGGAUUAUUUUUCCUUAAACAUGCAGAAGCUGUGGAGAAAGAUCUCCCUGCGAGGGAGCUUCAUGAAUUAUUGUUGCUUUCUCUACAAUGGUUGAGCGGGAUGAUAACCAUGUCCAAUCCAGUCUAUCCAUUGCAUCAUCUGCGGGAAAUUGAGACUAAAGUAUGGCUCUUGGCUGUAGAAUCAGAAGCUCAGGUGAAGAGUGAAGGAGAAUUUAAUUUAACCAGUUCCACUUGGGACUCUGUUAAAAUUAGCUCCAGUAUUAUUGACCGGACUGCGAGUAUGAUAACUAAAAUGGACAAUCAUAUGAAUACAAUGAAGAAUAGAACUCUAGAGAAAAAUGAUGCAAGGGAAAAUAACCUGACACAUCACAAGAACCAAGUAUCGGAUGCCAGCUUUCCAACCACAGCAGGGGGAAGUACAAAGACAAAACGGAGGGCCAAAGGCUAUAUGCCACUAAGAAGGCCAUUAACAGACUCGCUGGAUAAAAACAUUGAUCCUGACGAUGGAUUUGGUCCUCUUAAAUUUGGCAAUGAUUUGCCGUUGCAAGAAGAGAACAUUAAAAUGGAAAUGUCCUUUUCGAGGUGGGAGGAAAGGGUUGGACCUGCAGAGCUGGAGAAAGCAGUUCUUUCUUUAUUGGAGUUUGGACAAAUAACAGCUGCCAAGCAACUCCAACAUAAGCUGUCUCCGGCACAAGUACCUUCUGAAUUUGUACUUGUGGAUGCUGCUUUAAAGCUUGCUGCUAUGUCAACUCCUAGUAGUGAAGCAUCCAUAUCAAUGCUUGAUGAGGAAGUGCGUUCUGUUAUUAAGUCAUAUAAUAUUCCUACUGACCAGCAUAAGGUCAACACGCUGCAGGUUUUGGAGAGUUUGGCAACCAUUUUAACUGAAGGUAGUGGACAUGGACUGUGUAAGAGAAUAAUAGCAGUUCUGAAAGCUGCGAAUGUCUUGGGGCUUUUAUUUUCAGAGGCAUUUGAUAAGCAACCAAUUGAAUUACUACAGCUUCUUUCUCUUAAAGCACAAGAGUCAUUUGAGGAGGCAAAUCUCCUAGUGCAAACUCAUUCUAUGCCAGCCACGAGUAUUGCCCAGAUUCUCGCAGAAUCAUUUCUGAAGGGCCUAUUGGCUGCACAUCGUGGGGGAUAUAUGGAUGCUCAAAAGGAGGAAGGGCCUGCCCCCUUGCUGUGGAGAUUUUCAGACUUCCUGAAGUGGGCAGAGCUCUGUCCUUCCGAACCAGAAAUUGGCCAUGCAUUGAUGCGUUUGGUGAUUACUGGACAAGAGAUACCGCAUGCUUGCGAGGUUGAGCUUCUUAUCCUGUCUCACCACUUCUACAAGUUGUCAGCUUGCCUUGAUGGAGUUGAUGUUCUUGUAGCCCUUGCUGCAACCAGGGUUGAAGCUUAUGUCUCCGAGGGUGAUUUUUCGUGUUUGGCUCGCCUGAUAACUGGAGUUGGAAACUUCCAUGCCCUCAAUUUCAUUCUUGGAAUUCUUAUAGAAAAUGGUCAACUGGAUCUUCUUCUUCAGAAAUAUUCAGCUGCUGCAGAUACAAACACGGGCACAGCUGAGGCUGUCAGGGGAUUUCGAAUGGCUGUUUUGACAUCAUUGAAGCAGUUUAACCCCAAUGACCUUGAUGCGCUUGCGAUGGUCUACAAUCAUUUUGAUAUGAAGCAUGAAACAGCUGCUCUUUUAGAGUCAAGGGCACAGCAGUCUUCUGGGCAGUGGCUCCACCGUUAUGACAGGGAUCAGAAUGAGGAUCUGUUAGAUUCCAUGCGCUAUUACAUUGAAGCUGCUGAAGUUCAUUCUUCGAUUGACGCUGGCAACAAAACACGCAAAGCUUGUGCUCAGGCUUCCCUUGUGUCCCUCCAAAUUCGAAUGCCAGAUCUCCAGUGGCUUGAUCUAAAUGAAACCAAUGCCAGACGAGCCCUAGUCGAGCAGUCCCGUUUUCAAGAGGCCCUAAUUGUCGCUGAAGCAUAUGGUCUUAACCAGCCAAGCGAGUGGGCUUUGGUUCUCUGGAAUCAAAUGCUCAAACCAGAACUAUUGGAAGAGUUCAUAGCCGAAUUUGUGGCUGUGCUUCCUCUACAGUCCUCGAUGCUUGGUGAUCUUGCAAGAUUUUAUCGGGCAGAGGUUGCAGCCAGAGGAGACCAGUCCCAAUUCUCAGUUUGGCUAACUGGAGGAGGAUUGCCUGCCGAAUGGGCUAAAUAUUUGUGGAGAUCCUUUAGAUGCUUGUUGAAGAGAACUAGGGAUUUGAGGUUGCGGUUGCAGUUGGCCACUGUGGCAACUGGAUUUGGCGAUGUGAUUGAUGCAUGCAUGAAGGCAUUGGACAAGGUCCCCGACAAUGCGGGGCCGCUUGUUCUGAGGAAAGGCCAUGGCGGGGCUUACCUCCCACUAAUGUGAAUCAAAUGUCAAUGGCAACAAGUUUGAUUACAAUUUUCAUCUUGUGAUGGUGAUAACAAAAUGGCGGCAACUUUAAUGUCCCUCGCUAUCUCUUUUGGUGAACUAGGGGCAGGAUUCUUAAUUUGAGGAAUGGUGGUAUGGAAAAGACAAUCCAAAAAGAAAAAGAAAAAGAAAAAAGGAAAUUGAAGAAGGUUAUAUGAAGAUUGGGGAUAGUUAUAGAGAUUAGUUUUAAAUUCUUUUUCAGGUUCAUUGGACCAGUCAGAAGCAGAGAGCAGUGAAGAAAAUAUGUAGGUUAGAUCAGUUAGUCAAUGCUAGCAAAGUCUUUGUAAAAUCAUAUAUUGUUUUUGGCCCUGUUCUUUUCUUUCUUUUUCUUUUUUUCUUUCAUUUUUUGAUUGGUAAUUUGAGGCCAGUUGUAUAUCCUGAAUGAUUAUCGACAAACAAGUGCUUCAAUUUUGUGAGAAAUGUAUAAUUUGUUCAUAUUCUUUUUCAAUGUAAAGCUCUCGUGCUCUUUCUUUUC
This is a messenger RNA of Corylus avellana, 10447 nucleotides long. RefSeq names its product spatacsin carboxy-terminus protein. NCBI's taxonomy places the organism in Eukaryota, Viridiplantae, Streptophyta, Magnoliopsida, Fagales, Betulaceae. The record is from RefSeq and is a predicted model, not a curated record. Gene Ontology annotation, cellular component: cytoplasm.